Molecule: messenger RNA, 2154 nt
Organism: Aedes albopictus (Asian tiger mosquito)
Lineage: Eukaryota; Metazoa; Arthropoda; Insecta; Diptera; Culicidae
Exons: 1
Coding region: 1-2154 (717 amino acids)
Source: RefSeq, a predicted model, not a curated record
AUGGCGGACGAUCGCUCGAGGCAACAGCUCAUCAACCGCCGUACGACCCUCAUCGCUGCACUGGGACGAGGCGAGCAGUUCGUCGAGAAGUACGAGGCGGAACGGGACCAAGGCCAGGUAAAACUGCGUCUCGAGAACCUCGAUACCGUGUGGAUGGGACUGGAGGAUGUGCAGACCCAGCUCGAGGACAUGGAAGUAACCAAUCAAGGUAUGGCACAGAACCUAGCUUUCCGUUCCCACAACGAAACCCGCUACUUCCAAAUCAAGGCUGCCCUCCAAUCUUUCCUCCCCAAUGUACCUACAUCUACUAGCGCAAUCCCCCAAUCGUCUCUCUCCGGGCCCUCCGGUAUCAAAUUGCCAACCAUCACCUUGCCGGAGUUCGACGGCGAUUAUAAUAAUUGGCUAGCAUUCCACGACACCUUCGUCGCCCUCAUCCAUUCUAAUCCCGAAGUUCACGACAUUCAGAAAUUCCACUACCUUCGCGCUGCUCUGAAAGGGGAAGCAGCUCAACUCAUUGAGUCGAUCGGUAUCAGCUCCGCCAACUACACCAUUGCAUGGCAAACACUCGUCUCUCGCUAUGCUAACGACUACCUUCUGAAGAAACGUCACCUACAAGCCCUUCUCGACUGCCCCCGAAUGAAGAAAGAAUCCGCCGCCGCACUGCAUUCCGUCGUUGACGAGUAUGAGCGCCACACCAAAACCCUCCGCCAACUUGGUGAGCCAAUCGACUCGUGGAGCACUAUGUUGCAGCAUCUUCUAUGCCUCCGACUCGACGACGCUACACAAAAAGCUUGGGAAGACUUCGCUACAACCACCGACAACCCCGACUAUGCUUGUCUUAUCGAGUUCCUCCAACGUCGCAUCAGGGUGCUGGAAUCCAUGUCUGUGAAACACCAAGCACAGCCAGCAUCGAAUCACCAACCACCAAUGUUUCGUCGUCAAUCGUUCCACAAAACCGUUUCCCAUGCUGUAACCGAAGCCACCCCUCGAAAAUGCCACUCCUGCGAUCAACACCCACUCUUCCAAUGCCCGAAAUUCGAGAAAAUGUCCACUGCCGAACGACUGCAAGUUGUGAAUGAACAUCAUCUCUGCCACAAUUGUUUUCGCCAGGACCACCUCGCUCGCAAUUGUCAGUCGAAAUUCUCCUGCCGUCACUGCAAGAAACGACACCAUUCAUUGCUCCACCCCGGCUACCACCCACUCAACGCCGAUCAAUCGUCUACCUCGUCUAACACAGCAUCAUGCUCAACGAAGCCCAUCACGAAGCAGGUAGCCAUAACAAACAACAGCAAACGAUCACCCACAUCCACGAAUGCUGUCACUACUCAGGCAACCAAUUCGUCCCAAACAUCGAUCGCGAAUGUUUUGUUGUCGACGGUCGUGUUGAUGGUAAUUGAUUGCAAUGGGCAAGCGCAUCCCGCCCGAGCAUUAUUGGAUAAUGGCUCGCAAUCCAAUAUUAUCAGCGAUCGGCUAUGCCAACUUCUACGACUGAAGCGGAAAAAGAUCAGCAUCCCUGUGUUCGGUGUCGGUGAGUCCUCCUCCAACGUGAACCACUCCGUCAGUGCCACCAUCCGAUCGCGAACCUCGAACUUCGAAAUCGGAUUAGAUUUUCUGGUCAUGCCCCGUAUUACGAUUGACUUGCCUGUGGUUUCCUCUUCUGCCGAUGACUGGCAUGCCCCCAAAGAUCUGUCCCUAGCCGAUCCCACCUUCAACAAGACCGGCGCUAUCGAUAUGCUGCUCGGAGCCGAGCACUUUUUCACCUACAUUAACCCUGGUACCCGAGUCGAAGAAGGUGAAAAUCCCGUCCUUGUCGAAAGCGUUUUCGGUUGGAUUGUAACCGGUAGAAACCAAAAGCCCAUCACAUUGCCCACCGUAGCUUGCCACGUCUCACUUUCCGAUCCCCUCCAGGAAGCACUGGAACGCUUUUGGCGCAUCGAAGAAGUGGAAAAUCAACCAAGCUACUCCGUGGAAGAACAGCAGUGUGAAUCUCACUAUUCCUCCCACGUUUCCCGCACUCCCGAGGGGAGAUAUGUGGUCCGUCUGCCUCGCCAUCCGAACUUCGACCACAUGCUUGGUGAAUCUAAAUCCGCGGCCCUUCGUCGUUUUCAUUGCCUUGAGAAACGGCUGAGCAGAGAGCCGCAUCUGAAAGAAUAA